Molecule: messenger RNA, 1727 nt
Organism: Cajanus cajan (pigeon pea)
Lineage: Eukaryota; Viridiplantae; Streptophyta; Magnoliopsida; Fabales; Fabaceae
Source: RefSeq, a predicted model, not a curated record
GUUGAUUCUUUUUUGUUAUUUUCUUUGGUAUCCCCAAUCACGCAUCCAUAGGAUGCCGAGUAUAUCCAAUAUCCAGUGACUGAUUGUGACUCUUUAUUGAAUUGGGCUGAGUCAUCAAUUCAACCCAGUUGCCAUGGUAUAUCCAAUACCCAGUGAUUGGUUAUGAAUCUUUAUUUAAUUGGGCUGAGUCAGCAAUUCAACCUAUCUCCAGUGGUAAAAUGAUUAGCUGGAUUGGGCUGUUACAAAUUUUGAUGUGCACACGUUGCGGGGGAAAGUUGUGCGUGAAAGAACAUUUUUUUAGGAUGAAUCAAAACCAAACUUUCAGUUUUAUGCUCAAUACGUUAAGCUCCAACAAGUUCCGCACCGGCAUGGACUUCUUCCACCGCGCCAAGGCGGUGCGCCUCCGGAGCCACCAUGACAAGUACCUCCUCGCGGAGGACGACGAGGAGUCCGUCACGCAAGACCGGAGCGGCUCCUCCAAGAGCGCGCGGUGGCUUGUGGAGUACGUGCCGGAGUACGAAAACAUAAUUCGUCUGAAGAGCUGCUACGGCAAGUACCUCACCGCCUCCAACCAACUCUUCCUCCUCGGCAUGACGGGCCACAAGGUGCUCCAGACGCUCCCGCCGCGCCUCGACUCCUCCGUCGAGUGGGAGCCCGUCAAGGACGGAGGCCGCGUCAAGCUCAAGACCCGCUACGGCAACUUCCUCCGCGCCAACGGCGGAUUGCCGCCGUGGAGAAACUCCGUCACGCACGAUAUCCCGCACAGGACCGUCACGCAGGAUUGGAUCCUCUGGGACGUUGAUGUUGUUGAGAUUUAUGUGGACUCGCCGGCUCAUGGGAAUAGACCCUCUGCUCCACCCUUGCCUGUCACGGACUCUGUUCACACAUUGACCACCGCGCCGUCGCCGCCCACCGUGUCUGCUAGCUUUUCAAGGCAACAGACGAAUGAAUCACCGAAGGCGGAGGGGCGAACUAUAUACUACCAUAUUGCUGAAGACAAUGGAGAGGUUCUGGAUGAAGAUGUGCAGGGGUAUUCUUUGAUUUUCAAAGGAAAUGGAGUUGAAGAUUUGACUCGAAAGUUUGAGGAAGAGACAGGGUUAGAGGGAAUCAUUGUGUGUAAUCGGAGUCCUUUGAAUAGAAAGCUUUAUCCACUUCGCUUGCAGCUUCCUCCAAACACUGUGACCAUGCGGGUUGUUUUGGUUCUUCCCAUGUCAAAGGUGGCAAGGGACUUUGAGGCACAAGGCUUACUAUGAGAAGCCUAGAGUUUUGCAACGAAAGCCUAUAUAUAUGUACUGAUUGAAGCCAGUGAUUAUGUUUCGCCAAAGCAUUCAGGAAUAUGUUCUAGUACAUUGCAUUUAUUAAGCAGAAUUUAUCAUGGUCCUGUGGGGGAAGCUUAAAGUUGCCGUGGAAUGAAAAUCACAACAGCAAUAUCCAUUCAUCAAUGUACUUGGUUAUAGGCGACUCUGAUGGGGGAUUUUGUUGGGGAUUGUUUUUCAUUAACAACAGCUUUAAUAUAAGCUUGCGUUGCAUAUGGAUUGCAGGAAUUUUGUUGUGUGAUGGUUAUAUAAUUUUCUGUGCUUCAUGAUUUUUCUCUAGGCAAAACUACGAGAUGUAAAUAGUAUAAGUUUUGUCAGUAAUAGAUGAUUUUUUUUAUCAGAUAUGAAUUUAUAAUAUUGUUCGGAAAUUUAGAAACAUUUUUUUGUUAAUCAAGAGUUUAUUUGUGCUUA